UGCAGCAAGGCGAACAAGUUGUCUCUUCAAAACACAUUUGUUGGUUUCAAAUCUCCGUAGCGAAGUUCCGACGAGGCUCCAAUCCGAGCAGGACGCUCUCCAGUCGGCUAAACCUUCGUCCGAGGUGGCGGUGGUGAACAUCCAACGUAAUUGUCCCACACCAAUCACGAUGAUGAAGAAGACCACGUGGAAAGCAAAGGCGGAAGUGAACUUUUCUGUGUCGGAGCAACUUUUUCGACAACUUUCUUGUUUUAAGUACAAGUUGGUGGUUUCAGGCGACAACGUUUUUUUUCCCCUUUUCUUUUCUUUUUAAACCUGCCUUCGCCGACAAAUAGUCAGCACGGAGGCGGAGAUGGUCUCCACCGUCGCGAACGUUGACGUGAAGCAGAAAGAUGCCGAGCAAGCGCUGGUGGUGGCCAUCUCGUGCUCGGCCGUGUUGGAGGAUACUGACGACGGCGAGGUGCACGGUGUGGGCGUGGCCUUCCCGCUGCUGCAGGCGGUGCAGAAUGUGAAUCGGCGUCUGGUGGCUGCGAAUUCUGCAGAGUCGUUGCUUUUUGACGUGCUUCUCGUCACCACUGACGGGCGUCGGCAGCAGAGCGCUCGCAUCGUCAGCAGCACCAAACAUCAUGGUCUGGAAGUGAGCCGCUUCUGCUUUUCGGGUCGGGAAGACUUUGUGGAGAGUUUACUUGAAAAUCGAGUGCAGCUCUUCCUGUCCGCAGAGCCAGAGGAAGCGUCGCAGGCGUGGCAAAGAGUUCAAGGUGUGACCCGCCUCUCGCCCGAAGAUGGCUGGGAUAGACUCGAGCACGCCUGCGACCCUUGUGUUCUGUCGGCGCUGUUGGGCCGUCAAACUUGGUCGAGCUCGUCGGAGCAGCUCAGAGUUUUGUUGUGCGGCGGUGACAUCUUCACGACACCUGCCAACCCCACGCCAGCAGCGCAGCGCUUCUGGUCCCAGCUGGGCGCCAUGCGGGGUCGUUUCGGCGUCCUGGAUAGUCCCGUCAGCGUUUCGGUGUUGACGGCGCACGGCGGGCGCCAAAGUUUCGGCGACGCCCUGGCGACGCUUCGCUCUCGCGGCCUGAAGGCCGACGAAGCCCACUGCUUGGCCGGGGCCCCUCGCGGGCCAAUCCUGGACCUGCUGAGACCUCACUUCCUACUCGGCGAUGGCGGCCUGGAGCGAUGACGUCACGUGGUCGCCAUUACGUCGGCCAGCCUUAAAGGGCCAAGCGCUUUGUUAAAAUUGUUUUUUUUUUUUUUUAAUUUUUUUUUUUUUUUACACACAUGGCUGGUUGCUGUUUGUGUGCAUGGACUGCACAUGCUAUGAUGUGAACAUAUUUUGACAGUCUUAAUUUAAUAGGGUUAUGCCCUUGCUAUAUUGUUGCUCUGGUGUAAUAAAAUCCAAAUAUAAUCGAAACAAAAAAACAAAAACCACUUUUUUUUUUUUAGCAGAACUCGAAUGUGAUCACACAUCUCAAUGCUUUAUAAUGCACAUAAUCCAUUAUAAAAUUUCUAACUGUUAGUAUUUCCCUUUCAAACUGUGAUUAUUGGUCAAAUCGUAUCUCCGGGAGAAAACGUUUGCCCAGUUAGCGCCACGCUGGCUGAGAGCAUUGACGGCUAACAGGACGACGGAAGGCGGGAACAUAGCAUUAGAAAAUAAUCCUGAUGGUGACGUGGCUACGGGUGGCGCUAAACAAAGAAGAUUUAAUGGAUGCGUCUUGGGUUUUGCAUGCUAGCCUUCUGUGGACUAGGAAUGCUAAUGCUAAAGCGGGGAUUCUCGUAAACCGCGUGUGCCUCCGCCAUCAGAGGAAGAGACACAGUAACAUGACUUCAAACACCCAAAGAGAAACACACAGGUGCAUGUAGAUAUUAAAUUCCUUAAAUGAUUUCAAUUUAAACUACAAAGAAAACCACAAAGGCGUAUUUAGUCACACAACUCCCUCGCUAACAUUGUUUUAGACGUCGAAAAGGUGACGGCAGUCCCUUAGUAAGGUUACUUUGUUAAUGAAAGACUGAUUCCCUCGGUAACGCUUUAAAGUGCAACGAGACACGGGCGCAAAUAGUCGCACAACUCCUUUGCUGACAUUACGUGUCAAAAAAAGGCGACAGGGCCGCUAAUAGUCGCGCAACUUGAAACUCCAAGGAAAGCGACACAGGCGCAUUUCCAUGCACAACUUGGUAGCAUUUAAGCAUCAGACAGACAAGAGUUCUCGGUCUGCUUCUGACGAACGGUAGUUUACAACGGCCGGUGUGUGUAUUGCGUAUUUUCUUUGUCGUCUGCAGAUGACGACAAAGGAAUUCAUGUUCAAAUGAAGCUUAUUAAGUCCGGUACGACGCAUGUGACACGAGCAGCUUUUUGUUGGUGCGGCCUUCUCUCCUCCUCCGCACUCCGAGUGCGCAUGCGUGCGCGUGUCCGAGGGCGAGGGUCGGAGAGGUCGGGGGAGGCGCCGAGGGGCGGAAGGGCACGGCGGUGACGCGCGGCUCGUAAGCGGCUUUAAUCGGCUAAUUCGGCCUCGGGGGCCUGGCGGGCGACUCGGAGGUAAACGCCCGAGCUGAGCGGACCCUCCGCCGGACACUCACUGCACACUGAGGCGGGUCUUUCGGGAGCUUUUUUUUUUUUUUUUUUUUUUUUUUUUUUUUUUCUUUUCUUCU
Phycodurus eques (leafy seadragon) is the source of this 2643-nucleotide messenger RNA. RefSeq names its product cytosolic 5'-nucleotidase 1A. Bases 353 to 1177 code for a protein of 274 amino acids. Gene Ontology annotation, cellular component: cytoplasm; cytosol. The transcript is spliced from 8 exons. The record is from RefSeq and is a predicted model, not a curated record. Gene Ontology annotation, molecular function: 5'-nucleotidase activity; magnesium ion binding; nucleotide binding. Lineage: Eukaryota; Metazoa; Chordata; Actinopteri; Syngnathiformes; Syngnathidae. Gene Ontology annotation, biological process: nucleotide metabolic process; adenosine metabolic process.